Striga asiatica is the source of this 1195-nucleotide messenger RNA. NCBI's taxonomy places the organism in Eukaryota, Viridiplantae, Streptophyta, Magnoliopsida, Lamiales, Orobanchaceae. The record is from the annotation of a GenBank genome assembly.
AAACACUGACAGAAAUACCGAAAUAGGGUCGCUUACCGGAGCUUAAAACCCUCUCAAAUCUAAUACAGCUCAUUCAGUGAUCAGAGCUGCCCAAUAGUGUGGAAAUGGCGAUCCGUCUAUUGGCGAGAAGGACACCAUCAACGGUUGAAAGUACAUCGGUCCUAUUUAGAAGCGCAUUCAGUUUCCUCCGCAAUCUGAGCACCGCCACUUCCACUGAAAAUUCCGCCGUGAGUGCGGCGGUGCCUGGCGGCGGACCUAAGAAGCCGAAGCGGAAGAAGAAAAAGAACCUGUUCGAGGUUGCUCAGUUUCUGCCUAACUGGGGUAUUGGCUAUCACAUGGCAAAAACUCACUGGACUGGGGUAUCUUACGAGAUUACUAAAAUUAACCUCUAUAAGGACGGGCGGCAUGGUAAGGCUUGGGGGAUUGUUCAUAAGGAUGUUUGUGUGGUUUUUAUAUCUGAUAUGGACAUUGGUAUUCAAGCUGCAGAUGCCCCAAAGAAAAUAAGCGGGGUCCACAAGCGCUGCUGGAAGUACAUUCCCUGCUCAGAAAAGACUGAAGAGAUUGCCUCAGAACCAAAACCAGAACCAGAAUUGCAGACUGCUUGAAUAUUUACUUGUUAACUUGAAGAAGACCAGCAACCUCGCUUGCCUAAUCUUUCCGUGGUAAGGGACAAGAUUUCGACUAUUGGGACAUCAAAAAGUUGAUUUUUAGCAGUAUGUUGGAAUUGUAAGGACAAGAUAAUCUUAGUGGCGGAGAUAAGUUACGGGAGCAAUAUCUGGUUGGAUUUCUGAUCUUUGAUAAAUAUCCAUGUUACAAACAUAAAUCUGAUCUCUGUUUUGAUGGUAAUAAUAUUUAGGUCACAAUCUUGUACCUUGUCAUGCCUUCUUUUUUUUUUUGUGUGUGUGUGUAAAUCCGGAAUGCGUCAUUCAGAUAUUUUAUUUUUUUCCAUCUUAUUAGAGUUGGUGUUCAAAAGCAAGUUGAGAGUCCUGAGACUCAAUGUGGUUCUGAGUUAACCCUUGAAAUAUCACAGUUUAUUGUUGAGGUUUAGUUUUUAUGUUAAAACUGGAAUUUAUGCUUACAUAUCAUCAUGAAGAUGAUAAGAGUGACAACACAUUAUAUUCCUUUGAUUUGAUUUUAAGGUUCUUUGAAAGUGGAAACAUUAUUUUCUUUUUGGCGCAAUUGCAGAAUGAAUAAC